AUGCCUACCAUACCAAACGACGUUCGUAAUUAUAUAAAAUUAGACCGUUUGAUAGGUCAUUCAUAUGGCACACUUCGACAACUGUUUAAAACGCGCUAUUCAUUGUUCAACAAUGGUCAAGUAUGGGAUGAUUCACCAACAUGUGGAGGGAAUUAUUAUGCGAAUGUCAUUGCGAAAAAUAAAGGAUUUCAUUUGACUUCAGUUCAAAAGAUUUCGGUUCAAAGUAGUAACUCAAGUGAAUGGGAUCUAACAACGUUAAUCGCUCUUUUAUCGAAUAUUAACCGACCAAAAACAUUAUCGAAUGCACAAAUUCAACAGCUCCAGAUGGAAGAUAAUCAUUUAGCACAAUUACGAACUAUUCGGAAUGAAUUAGCUCAUCACGCCACUAAAACCGUUUCUGAUGUUGAAUUUAAUCAACUUUGGAAUCGAAUAUCAACAAUUUUAGUUGCAUUCGGAGAAGAUGAUACUGAAUUGGAUAAGCUUAAAGACGAUAGCUCGUAUGAUAGAAGCGAUCAACCAAUAAAUGAAGCGAAUGUUCAGGAAGCUUCACGGCUGAAUUCGCUUGGCACCCGAGCUCAUAAAGAUCGGAAAUAUUCCGAUGCAAUCGCAUUCUUUACCAAAGCAAUUAUAUUAGCAGGUGUUAGCGAUCAUGAUCGAGCUAUUUUCUAUUCGAACAUGUCUUCUAGUCGUCUCGCAUUGUACGAAUUAAAAUCUGGCGCUUCGAGUAUAUCAGAGAUCGAGAAUCCUGCUGAUCUACGUUACCGUGUAUUACAGGACGCGAAACAGGCUCGAAAUCUAUGGCAAACAUGGUGGAAAGCGCAUUAUCGUGUUGGCAAAGCUUAUGCCAGCUCAAACGAACACGAAAAGGCAAUUAAAUCCUUUGAACGAGCAUCAGCUCUUGAUCCAUCCAAUGUUGAAGUACAAACUGCGUUAACUGACAGUCGACAGAUACAUGCGCGUCAAGUUCGUCAUGAACAUCUCGAUCCAAGACUACAGCCAAAGACAAGAGCCGAAGUAUUAAACGAAAUGAAAGAAAACAUGGGCGUAAGUUUAGAACGUUCGCGGCUGGCAGAUAGCAGGAUUGGAAAAAUAAAUCCUACCGCAGGCGAUGUAUUGCAAGGACAUAAAUAUGAACAUGGAGAUAUAGAUUGUAAACAAGAUUAUGAGCAAGCUGCCAAGUACUUCGCUAAAGCGGCAAGUCAAGGCAAUGCUGAAGGUUUAUAUAAUUUAGCUCGAUUAACUGGUCUUGGUUUAGGCGUUAAAAAAGACAUUCAAUUAUCUUAUAAGUUAUUGGAGCAAGCAGCUGCCCAGUCGCCUCAACAUCCAGUACUGCCACACCUUCCAAAUGUUGGUGUUGCAGAAGCUGAGCAUUCUCUCGGAUUGCGAUAUGCGGAUGGCGUAGGUGUUCAUAAAAACUUAGCGACAGCCGCAUACUGGUAUGAACGUGGUGCUAAACAUGGCUGUGCAAACUCAGCGAAUAAUCUGGGUGUAAUGUAUUUAGAGGGUGCUGGCGUUGAGAAGAAUCUCGACAAAGCCGAGCAACUGAUAGAAAUGGCAGCAAGAGGAGGUGACCCAAAUGCCAUGCAAACCUUAGCGACAAUCUUGUUUGAUAAAAAUGAUCUAAAAAUGGCAAAAAUUUGGUUUGAUCGUGCAUGCGAAUCCGGUAAUGUUUUAGCUCAAACAAAUCGCAAUGAAUUUGAAAAGCGUCUUCAAGGAAAGCAGAAACUACUUGACGAAUAUCCUCCAGAGAAGUUACGCAUUAUGGAUGUUAUUCAGAAUAUAUUGGAUUCGUUUAAAUCCAAAGGAUCUGUCAGUAAUACGUCUAAUCAAUCCUACAUCGCUAAUUAUAAAGUAUUCAUUGAAUAUGCCAAUCGUGGCUCAUUAACAGCCAAGAAGAUGUACAAUGCUAUAGAACAUUUUUGCCGAGCAUUAUCCGUUCUUAUGAAAUCCGAAACAUUGUCCGAGCAAGAAGAAAAUCUAUUUAUACAAGAACUUUCGCAAUGUUAUCGCCUUGAACAUAUUGUUGCCCAAUAUUUCACAGUUGAAAUGCGUCAGAAAGCUUGUGAUACUGUCGACGGNAAAACCAUGAGAUCCUUGUUGAGUUUGACGACACCAGGAUAUGCAACGGUAUCAUAUUUACCCGAAAAAACGUACACAGGAUCGUUGGCAAUGUUGGCAGGAUCAUCGAUGCUACCAGCUGAUUUAUAUGAAUUAAUUUUCGAUUGA
This is a messenger RNA of Adineta ricciae, 2226 nucleotides long. The record is from the annotation of a GenBank genome assembly. NCBI's taxonomy places the organism in Eukaryota, Metazoa, Rotifera, Eurotatoria, Adinetida, Adinetidae.